Molecule: messenger RNA, 9630 nt
Organism: Rhopilema esculentum
Lineage: Eukaryota; Metazoa; Cnidaria; Scyphozoa; Rhizostomeae; Rhizostomatidae
Molecular function (GO): calcium ion binding
Source: RefSeq, a predicted model, not a curated record
GAUCGUCGACAAAGGAAUUCAUUUGUUUUGACAACGAUAUUUGCGGUAUCGAAAAAGUCAUGGAGGAGCAACCCACGUAAAGAAAAAAUACCCAGCGUUGUUCUCGAUUUCAAGAAAUUUGGUGCUUGUGAAAACGGAUUCUAUUAUAUAGAAUAGUAAUUCUAACUUGCAAAUGUAAAAUAUGUAUAUUACGAUAAAAAGGUCAAACCGAUUCGGCUAGGCCCAGCUUUGGAUCGACAGGAUGGUUGUUCAGGAUUUUGAUUUAUUAUUUGAUAUAAUUGAUACAGACUUUAAGGGCCACCUUACUAUCGAAGAAGUCCAAUUGUUUGACGAAAGCACUUUCUUUGAGGCACUCGAUUUAGUGCAAAUAUCAGCAGCUUUCAAAACAGUUUGUGGAAAUGAAAAUGGGAAGUGCACAAGGGGUGAAUUUGCAGCAUUGCUGCAAGAAUUGGAGCGUCGUCGUUCGCUCGAAGCAAAGGUUUUAUGGGAUUUCAAAGCCCUGGACUUAGACAAAGAUGGCAGAAUUUCACUACAAUCUGCACUAUUUUUGUGCAAAACAGUUCACGACAAAAGGUUCUCACUCAAACUCUGGAACAGCUUUCUAAGCUCACGGUACAGGCCAGAAGAUGACGUAGCAUUUGAUGAGAUCAGAAUGUUUCUUUGUAACAUUCCAGAAUUUGAGCCAUCUGAGGAGAGAGAGUAUACUCAUUAUAGCAUUCAAGUUCGAGAAAAUCAGAAAGAAAGGGAUUAUAACCUUCACCAAAGCUUAGUUGCCUGGCAGGAGGAUGAAGCUGCUGUUGUGCAAAAGGAAAAGGAUAAGAAAGCACGAGUGGAAAAAUUGAAGAAUAAAGCAGAUCACUUGAUUGAUAGGCUUGACGAAAUUGGUUUUCAGGCACUUCUUGAGGAAGACGAUGACUUCCAAGGUAAUGCUUGGGAACGGCCAAUAGAAAGAGUAAAUGCCACUGACCUGCUAGAUGCAAUGAAAAACAAAUACGAUUCAAUAAGAGAGCAUCUGCUUUUGAAAAUGCUGAAAAUUCAGGUUGGAGAGGGCAUGUGGGCAGCGUUGUCCAGCAAGGAGCAGAAUGAAAGACUAUCACAUCUGAAGGUCGAAGAAGAAAGACUGAGAAAGGAAGGGAAACUGGAACUAACUAAAAGAUUUCCAGGUGCAAAACAUGAAACUGGUUUUAGUCUUUUGUAUGUCAUGGAUGAAAGUCAUGCAGAGAUGGAACUGAGGGAGCAGAAAAUGUCAGAGAAGAUUAAAGAGAGUGGACUGAGCUAUGAAGAAAUUGAGCAGGAGUUUUUGAAAAAACUUGAGUUCACCGAAAAAACCAAGUUGACAACUGAUCAGCAUUUGAUUACGUUGAAUGAGCGAUUGAUUUCAGAACGAGAACACCUUGCAAAUAGAUUACAAGGAAUUGGAGGUCUAAAGACGAUGACUCCUGCAGAGAGAGAGAACCUUCUAGCGUUGCUGUUAAUGAUGCACAUACGUGGAUUAAAUGAAAUGAGUUUUGAGAGCGCUGCAUUGAGCGUAGGGCUAGCAGAGCGAUUGCAUCAUCAUACACACGAAAUCAUUGAAAAAGACAAGAAGCGGAACGAGCGCCUGGCUAAAAAUCGCCUAAUGCUCCGUAAGGGUCACAGGGUAAGAGCAGAGAGCAAGUUGUUUGUUCCGGUUGUGUCACGUGUGAAGAAGAUCACCGGAAAAGUUGAUGUUGAGCUUGAGUUCAUUCAAAACAUGGAGAAGCGUUUAAUGAUCGAGCGGGAGGUGCUCAUCGGCAUUUUGCAGAGUCGAGAUACAAAGCACCGUGUAAAUGCAAAGAAACUUGGCACAGAUGGCAGAACCAACCAGUCUCUUGUUCUGAAGACACAAUGGCAAGGCUGGCGAGAACGAAACAGCGAGGACAAAUUAGGCUCAUUGGAACAGCACCGUGCUCUUUUGCAUGAGGCAACUGCUAUUGUUUUUGAAAGCAAAAAGGAAGAGGCAAGGCUGAUGUCAAUGAACUUUGAUGAUUUGAGCAUCGCGACAAGUCUGUUGGCAGAAUUGCAAAAGUAUCAAGAUAGUGAAUGCAGAAACCUUGUUAACUUCUUAGAUAAGGACAAAUCAGAUAUUAUACGAAUGUCUGGUAGAGAAGUAAGAGCACAAGAAGAAGAGUGGUUUGACAACAUUGCAGCUGUGAUUUUCGGAAUAAGGGAAGUGUCAAAUGAAGAGGAAGAAGUUAUAAAAGCGUUGAAUGAUAAAUAUGAUGCACUACGCGAUCAGUUGCUUUUAGAGGCGUUGAAGAAGCAGCUUAGUGACGCUGAAUGGGCUAAACUGUCGGAGCAAGAAAGGCAAGCGAGGCUGACCAAGCUGAAGUUGAUGGAAAGGAGGCUUAGGAAAGAAGGAAAAUAUGAUGAGGCCGCUGCACUUCUUGGUGAUAUGAUGAAAGACUCUGAUUUGCUCCAGUCACUCAUGGGAGAGAACCGUCAACGAUAUCUUGACAAAUUGCAAGAGAGGCUAAAGGCUAGAAAGAAGCGAAUUCAAGAUGGCGAAGAGGUUGAUGAAGAUGAAGAAAUUUUAAUGGAUGACGAUGAAGCAAAAACAACUGGCAAUAUACUGAAAGAUCUACAGUUGCGAUACGAGCAAGAAAAAGAAGCUCUGCUACGGAAACUCCAGGAAGGCGAAGGAAGAUUUCAAAGUGAAAGAGAGAGACAAGCAGAGCUUAUGAGGCUAAAACUUGAAAAAAGGAGAGCGGAGCGAGAAGGCAACUUUGAAAGCGCUGCUCUUGUUCUUGGCCUAGCCGAAAGAAAUCAAGCUACGAAGGAAGAACAGCUUAAAAAAGACAGAGAGAGGCAAGAACAGCUUGCUCGGGAGAGGCUGGAAGCGCGUAGGAAUGCUAGAAAGAAGAAAGGGAAGAUAGAGGAGGAACCAGAACCCGAUAAAGAUGAUAUCCUUGGGUGGCAAGACAGUGUAAUGAGAGAACUCGAAAAGAGGCAUGCCCAGGAAAGAGAUUUCUUCGUUGACCUUUUAAAAGAUCCAGACAUGGAGGACUUGAGAGAUGAAGCGAAGUCGAUGUCUGAAGACGAUAGACACAAGAGAAUAGCUCAACUAAAGGAUAAAAGAGAGGAACUGGAUUUUGAGGACAGUUCUGAUCAAGAAGAGCACGGAGCUAUUUUAGAAAUGGCUGCUUCAGUAAAGAUGGCUAUUAGACAACUGGCAUUAGCUAAAAAACAAGGAAAAGAAGCGGAAGUUGAAAACAUUGAUGUUGAUGACGUCAUAGUGUCACUGAUGGCUGACUUACAGCAGGUGCAAGACAAAGAGAGCGAGGCAAUGCUAGAGAAAGUCCAAGAAAAGCCUCAAGAAGAGCUUGCAGAGUUACGCAUCCGGCAGAUUAAUCGGAGGCGAUACGAGGAGCUAUCGAAUGUUGCUGAAGUUGUCUUCUCGUACGAAGGGGCUGGCACAGAUCAAGAAAUCACAAAAGCUCUUGACAAGAAGUAUGACACACUUCUUGAUAAGCUUAUUUUGGAUUCACUUAAAAAACAACUUGGGGCUGCAGAAUGGGCGGCUUUGUCUGAGAAGGAGCGACAAGCAGAGCUCCUUCGCAGAAGGCUGGAGCAGAAGCGGCUUUUACGCGAAGGGAAGCUAGAAGAAGCCGCUAGAGUUCUCGGGGAAGGCUUCGCAGCGGAUGCGAAUUUAAAGAAGCUGAUGGGCCAGAAUCGCGCUCGAUAUGAAGAAAUGAUGAAAGAAAAAUUGGCAAGGAGACGGGAAAGAAUUAAAAUGGGCCUGCAGGCUGACGACGAGGAAGAAGAUGAUGAGCUUCUGGCAGAGUUUGAAGAAGGCGGAGAAGAAGGAACGGUUGACGCCAAAAGCCUACUUGAGGAUUUACAGAAAAGGUACGAAGAUGAGAAAGAAGCCUUGAUGGCCAAACUUAAGGGUGCAGAUGCACGCUUUCUGAGCGAAAAAGAGAGACAGGCCGAACUGACCAGAUUGAAAAGGGAGCAGCGGAAAGCACAGCAGGAGGAGAAAUUCGGGGCUGCUGCUUUGGUUCUAGGGCUAGCUGAGCGGAACCAGGCCGCGGUUGAGAACCGUUUAAAAACAGACCGUGCCCGGCAGGAGCAGCUUGCGCGGGAGCGACUUGAGAGGAUGAAAGAAAAACGCAAGGCAAAAGUCCAGAAGGUUGAGCUUGUAACGGAUGGCAAUGAAGUCAAAUUACGAGAUGCGUUGUUACAACACAUCGAGCACCGGCAUUCUCUUGAGCGAGAGGCUUUGUUGGAACUUUUACAAUAUGAAGAUGCAUCAGUUUUUGAAAGAGCCCAGUGCAUGACGAUGGGAAAUCGUGAAGAGCGUUUAAAGGAACUUGCUGAAAAGAUUACGACUAUCGAAGAAACAGUUGAUCGCGAACAAUGGACGAAAAUUCUUCAAGAAAUGACAAUGCUUAAAAUUGUCAAUCGCUCAUCUAAACUCAAAUCAAACGAUAGCAAAGAAGCAUCGAAGAAUGAUGUAAUAAUUUCCAUAAUUGCUGAUUUGCAGCAAUAUCAAGACAAAGAAAGUGAUCUGAGGAUGAAACAAAUGAAUGAAAUGGGCAAGGAGCAGUUGAUUAAUGAACAGAAACAUGAAAUGGAAGUACGGGAAACAGAGAAAUGGCCUAACAUAACAAUAACUGUAUCAGCACCCGAGGACACUGCGCAUGCGGAUGACGACGAGCUGGUGGACGCACUUAGGAGCAAAUAUGAUACUUUAAAAGAGAAGUUGAUAUAUGAGGCGUUGGAAAGAAAUAUUGGUUCUGAAGAAUGGAACAAAUUGACUGAUGAAGAAAAAUACGAGAAAAUGAUGGAAAUAAAACUAAGGAUACAGAAGUUACAAGAAGAAGGAAAAACAGAGGAAUUGCAAAAAUUGAUGGCUGAGUUGUUUCCGGAUGGUAUGGAUAUUCAAGUGCUGUUGGGGGCUAGUGUGGAGGAGCAAGAAAAGCGAAUGAAGGACCGUGAAAGGCUGAGAGAGGAGAGAAGAGCCGCUGGGAUGAGAGAGGAGGAGAUUGAAGCCCUUGAGAAGGAGGAAGACAGGGAGUUUGAAGAAGAACUGAAAAAGAAGUCAACAAAGAAUCUAUUGUUGGAUUUAGACCACAACUUUGAAGCUGAGAAAGAAGCUCUUCUUGCGACCCUUAGAGGAGCUAAUGCAAAGUUUCUUAGCGAGCGAGAGCGGCAAGCCGAGCUCGCGCGGUUAAAACGCGAGCAACGCAGAGCACGCAAAGAAGACAAAUUUGAGUCGGCAGCCCUGGUUUUAUCGGUUGCAAAAACACAGCAAGCAGAAUUAGAAAGCAAGCUCAAGAGUGACCGUGAACGGCAAGAGAAGCUUGCAAAAGCUCGUUUAUUAGCAAGGAGAAACAAGCGCAACCAGGCCAAGAAUGCAGAGGAGUCUGAAGAAAAUCUGGAAGAGAUAAAUGAUGCUAGCAAAUUGCAGGAGGUUGUCCUCAGUGAGAUGGAAAAGAAGCACACUGCUGAAAGAGAUCUACUCGUUGAAAUAUUGCAUGGAAAUUCAAAAAGUGAGUGGGAGGAAAAAGCCAAAAACAUGGAUGUCAUUUCCAAGCAAAGGAGGCUUGAUGAGUUAAAGGUACUGAGAACACAUUGGCGAGAAGCUGGCCCUGCCGAGAUGGCGGAAACCAUCGAUGAACAAAUCGACAUUUUCAAGGAAGCAGCAAGUCUGAAAUUACAGCUGCUCAUUGAUGAGUUUGGAGAAGCUGAGGGAAACGACAAGUUCGAGAACGCAUCAGUAAAGAUUCUUGCGGAUUUGCAAGAAAACCAAGACACAGAGGCCUCCUAUCUUAUGAAAGAUCUGUCUAAUAAGGCCGUUGCUACACUAAAGCAACUUUGCAAGGUGCAGAGCAUGGCUAGAAACGAGAAAUGGUACGAUAACGUGGCAGCCAGCCUUCUCGGCAUCAAGAGACAACAUGCCGGCCAAAGUGACACAUCGGGAGACGAUCUUGUAGAUGCUUUAGAUUCAAAAUACAACGAACUGAAGGAGAAGCUCUUUAUCGAAGUAUUGAAGAAGAAAUUUGGGGAAGAAGAGUGGAAUAAUAUGUCGCGCAAAGAACAGCAAGAGCAUCUGGAGAACCUUCGUGCAGAGGAUGCCAAAAUAAGAGCUGGUGAAGAACCUGGCAGCAAUGUUUUUAAUGAGAUAACGAUGAAGAAAAUGGACUCUUAUUUGGAAAAUUCGCGCCAAAAGAAAGAACAGAAGUUGAAGAAGCGCAUGGAGAGGAGGAAGAGGGCAAGAGAGUUGGGGAUUACUGAGGAAGAACUCGCAAAACAAGAAGGGGAAGAAGCUGAUGAUGAAGAGGAGAAAUCGGUGUCGACUUCCGACAUGUUGAAAGACUUGCAGAGCCAGUACGAGGCAGAGAAGGAUGCACUGCUAGCCAAUCUCAAAGGAGCCAAUGCUAAGCUGGCAAGCGAGCGAGAGAGACAACUAGCUCUUAUAAAACUACGGAGAGAAAAACAAAAGAUCAAGAGGGAAGAUAAGUUUGAUAGCGCUGCUAUUAUAUUCAACAUGGCCAAAGAAAACAAAAAGCAACAGGAAGAAAGUUAUGGAGCAGAACGAGCUAGGCAAGAACAGCUUGCCCGUGAUCGACUAGCAGCGAUACGUCAGAAAAGACAAGCAAAAUCUAAAAGUCAUGCAGAAAAAGUCCUCGAAGAGCAACAGAAAGACCUUGAAGAUGACGUCAGAAGUUCAGAUCAAAUGGAACGUGAAGGGAGCAUGGCGGUGCAGAAUUCUGUUUUGGACGAGAUGGAGAAAAAACAUCGGUCGGAGCAAGAGUCUCUCGUUGAACUUCUUUCAACUGUGGAAUCCGACGCCGAUGCUGUUGCUGCUGCAGCCUAUCUUUCUGAAGUGCAAAGGAACGAAAAAUUGGCUGAAAUACGGAAGGAGCGAGAUAAUUGGAAGAACGAGGCCGCACGUGCAGCCAACGCAGCGCCACCAGAAUCUGAACUUACUGAGGAAGAGAAGAAAGAAAAUGCGAAUCGCAUCUCCAAAAACUGGGAGGCCUACCGCAAAAUUCUCAUGGAUGGACUUGUUAUUCGAUCUGAAAAUAUCAAGCAAGAUUUGUUAGGCAGAGGAUACCCAGCAGAGAAGCUUGCCGAAGAAAUGUCAAUCAUUUUGCUUGCUGACUUACAAGAACAAACAUCGGAAACCAAUGCGAUGUGUACUGUUAUCAGUGACAAGAAACACGAUUUCUUGAUGAAGGUCAAACAAGAGCAAAGAAAGGCACGCCGCGAGGCAUGGAUGGAGAACUUAGCAAACACCAUCCUUGGGUCUGCUGCUGCUGCGCAGUCACGCAAACGGAGCACAUCUAAGCGACCAGACAUGAUUGAGAUUUCAGAAGAAACAGAGGAGCUAGAGGAACGCCUUGAGGAACAAGAAAAUAAAGAGAUGGCGGCUUUGGAAGAAGAACUGGAAAAAGAAAAAGAAAACAAGAAGAAGCAAGGCUUAUCAGAGGAUGAAAUUACGAGGGUCAUGGCUGAGCUGCAACAGCAACAAGAGGCAAAGAGAAAGGCUGUUCAGAUGUCCAUUGAAAGGCAAAGAGAGGCUGCAAAGAGAAGAAUAGAAGAGAAAAGGCGAAAACGAGACGAGAAGCAAUAUGAAGAAGAUCUCGCACUUACAAUUCUUUCUGAUGCGAACCAGAACUUCAAAAUGAUGAGAGAAAAAUCAACUCUCCAGAAAAGCAAGCAACAAGAUACGCUGGAAGAUCGUUUGCGGCAGCGACGAGAACAAAGGAAGAAGAAAGCUGAGGAGGAGGCGAGGGAGCAAAGAGAGGAAGAAGAGGCGGAGGAAAGAAAAUUGGAAGAAGAGAAAGAGAAGGAGAAGAAGAAGAUCAUGCCGCCACUGCCUGGCGGUGGCUUGCGGCGAGAGAAAACGGUAGUGGAACAAGCUGCAGAGAUGGAUGAUUCGGAAAAGAAUGAAAUUGUUGGUGUGCUAAUGAGGGAGCAAACAAGUUUGGCGAUGAGGCUUAAUCGUGAACAGACACGACAAGAAGAAAUGGUGAAAGCUCUCCGCUCAAAGCGACGCCAAAAGCAAGAACAAAGGGAACAAGAAGCGGCAAAGAUCUUAGGUAUUGGUGAAAGACAGAAAACCAUAGUUGCUGCACAGGCAAAGAAUGAAAGAGAACGACAGAUCCAGUCAAUAAAAGACAGGGUUAAACGAAUUAAGUAUGAAAGAACAAUGACUGUGAAGGAGCCCGAGGACCAGACAGCAGCCGGAUUUGAGAGUCUGUUAGAUGAGGAAGAGAUUGAAGGGCUGACAGAGGAUGAGAAGAUGGCUCGGAUCGCAAAGAAGAUGGAAAUGAAAUUUAAAGAAGAAGGAAACCAGCCAGCCGAAUCUAAGCAAAUGGAAUUUGAUGAAACUGAAGAGCAAGAAGAUCAGGCAUCAGCUCCGCAAGGUGGAGGAAAGCUCGACCAAAAGAUGCAAAUCCAAAAACUGAAAGAUCGACAGAAAGAGAAAAAGAAACUUAGAAAGAAUAAAACUGGUGGUAUUGCAGAGACUGAUGCACAAGAGCUCAGAGAACAAGAGCAAGAGACAACAUAAUCAUGAACAUAAACAUAAGGUGUACAGUUUUUAUACAGCCUGUAUAGCAGACAGUUAGAAACAGACCUUUGUGACAUUGAAACCUGAAGGUAAAGGCAUCUAGAUGCUGGUAUAUAAAGGUAGAUAACCUAAUGACAGGGCUGUCAAGAGGAAGCUUGGGCCCAGGGGCUAUUCAUAUUUCACAAAACUGGACCCCUUUAAGAAAAUUUCAUGUGGCCAUGCCCUUCAGUCUCCUGGAGAACAAGGGAAAUACCCUUUUUAGGUACAAUUGUUGAAAAAGUUUUUUAAGGAUUUUUACAAGAAUGUGCAAAUCAAGGACAUGUGGGCAAAUCAAGGACAUGUGGGCUUGCAUCAAUCAAGGACAUGUGGGCUUUUCUCUGCAAUAAACUUCAGGACAUUGAUUCCAUAUAAAUAGCUGAAAUAGUAGCUUUUUUGCAUUGUAAAUACAUCUUAUUACUUUAUUACGGGCCCAUCAGAGCACGGGCCCCAAAACUUUUGCCCUUUUCUAACCACCCCCCCCCUCCUUGCCCCUGCCUAAUGAUAUCAGUGCAAAGUUUAUUGGUGAUCAAAUAAGACCUAUUGUAAAAACUUAUUUGUCAAUAUAUUUCCAGAAAAUUUAAAAAACAAGCAAUUACAGAGGUCCCCCUUGUUUGCUCACUUGACUAGUUUGCAGGAGCUCCACUCUCAUGAACUAUCCACCAGCUUCAUUAACAAUACCACACUUGAAGAACUAUCAUCCAGCUUUAUCAGACCUUGGAGUGUAUGGAUCAACCUGAACCAGCAUUGUGACAUGGCUGCUAGAUGAUUUCAUUUACCAAAUAAUGCUUUCUAAAAAAUUAUUAAUUCUUUGAAACAAUUGUUUAGCUAUACUUUCUAAAUUCAAGAUAUGAAAGAGCCAAAGUCUGGUUACCCAGACACCAUACUUUUUUACAUUUCUUUAACUGUCUGUAAUGCAAGCUGUAUCUUUCCUAUUUUGGGCUGGUUACCAAACUUCUUUUGUAAAUAAUUAUCAGCAAGUUUGUUAAAUGUACAUUGCGUCCUAGGAUGAACUUAACUUAUUUUGAUUGCAUUAAAACUUUGAGUGCUCA